AUGGAUUCGAGUUUGGGACAACAGGAAUUCAAUUAUCUGUUCGAAUUGUUGAUGAUUGGGAACUCUAGUGUUGGCAAGAACAACCUACUCCCCAGUUUUAUCUCUGAUGAUUUUCAAGAUCUCUCCCCCACCAUUGGUGUUGAUUUUGAGAUCAAAUAUGUCACUAUUGAUGGUAAACAGCUCAAGCUUGCCCAUUUUUUUGUGACUCUCAUGAUUUUUAUUUGGGAUACCGCUUGUCAAGAGAAAUUCAGAACGCUCACAAGCACUUACUACCGAGGAACACAAGGGAUCAUUAUGGGUCAGCAAAUCGUUAACGACAGCAUGAAGAGAUUAACGGAAGGACGAAUGUGA
Arachis stenosperma is the source of this 351-nucleotide messenger RNA. RefSeq names its product ras-related protein RABC1-like. Lineage: Eukaryota; Viridiplantae; Streptophyta; Magnoliopsida; Fabales; Fabaceae. The record is from RefSeq and is a predicted model, not a curated record. The coding region runs from base 1 to 351 and encodes 116 amino acids. The transcript has 4 exons. Gene Ontology annotation, molecular function: GTP binding; GTPase activity.